GCGCCUUCUGGGAAUUGUAGUCCAGGAGCUGUGGUCCCGGCUCGAACGCUUGAGCUCCUCACUGCAGCGCCUCCCCGUCGCCUCCCGGAAGCGUGCGCCCGCUGGCGGGUGAGACCCAGUUCCAAGGCUCCAGCCAUCCUGUGUCUCACUGAAGGUCUGCUACCCAAUGGCCAUGCCCGAGAGCUGCCUGAGCCCAGUGCCCUGGGAACAGGAUGGCUUUCUCCGGGUGAAGAUGGAAGAGGAGGAGGCCAGCCUCUUCCAGGUCCAGGAAUCUAGCUUUGGCCACACCAUCCACCCCGAGGCUGCACAUCUGCGCUUCUGGCACUUCUGCUUUAAGGAGGCGUCCAGCCCUCGAGAGGUGCUGGCCCAGCUCCGGGAGCUCUGCCGCCAGUGGCUGCAGCCUGAGGCACACUCCAAGAAGGAGCUGCUGGAGCUGCUGGUGCUGGAGCAGUUCCUGAGUGUGCUGCCCCCCGAGGUCCAGUCUUGGGUGGGCGCUCAGUGCCCCAAGAGUGGCGAGAAGGCCGCUGUGCUGGUGGAGGAUCUGACUCGGGCACUGGACAAGAGAGGCUGGGCGCUGUGAUCUGAGCUCACAGACACCAGCUGUAAGCAGAGCGGUUCGGAGGAGUCCGGGCCCUGGGAUAGGGCCACUGAAACCCUGGGAGGAGGUACUCCCCCAGGACCCGCCUUUGGUGAUGACGGUGAACCCAAGGGCGGCCCAGAGAGGCAGGCCAGACUCUCAGGGGAAAUGUGGGCCCAGUCUGCCGCCCACCAGAUGGAUUUCAGGAAAACUUCAAGGCCUCACAAGGACGCUCCCCCAGCCCAGCCCAGCUGUGAAGCUGGUGCCUUGGGGGACAGCCCCCACGUUCGGCCAGACCCCACCUCCUGAGAGAAGACUCCUUCCGAGGAGAGAUGGGAUCCACCGGAUGGCUGUGGGACAGAGCCUCCAGGCAUGUGCUCUGGAAGGAAGCCCCCCAUGUGUGGAGAGUGGGGGAAGACCCUCCGGAGCCCCUCGGUGGCCCACCAGAAGACCCGCGCCGGCAAGACACCCUACACCUGCAGCGAGUGCGGGAAAGCCUUCGGUCGGAGCGCGCACCUGGCCCAGCACCGGGUGGUGCACACGGGGGCCAAGCCCCACGCGUGCACGGAGUGCGGCAAGGCCUUCGGCCGGCUCACCCACCUGAGCCCCCGGAGGGUGCACACCGGCGAGAAGCCCUAUGCCUGCGCCAAGUGCGGCAAGACCUUCCGCCGCAGCUCCCACCUCAGUCAGCACCGGCGGACGCACUCGGGCGAGCGGCCCUACGCUGACGCGUGCGGCAAGGCCUUUAGCCAGAGCACACAUCUGACCCAGCACCGGCGCGUGCACACCGGUGAGAAGCCCUACGAGUGCAGCGCCUGCGGCCGCGCCUCCAGUCACUACUCACAGGUGCACUCCAGAGAGAAGCCCUACCAGUGCCGGGCGUGCCCCAAGGCCUUCACGCAGAGCUCCUCCCUCCUCGAGCACAAGCGCGUGCACACGGGCGAGAAGCCCUACCGGUGCGGUGACUGCGGGAAGGCCUUCAGCUGCAGCUCCGUCCUCAUGGUUCACCUGCGCCUCCACGACAGCGUCCUGCAGUGACAGCGCACGUCCCGCCACGGCGCAGCGCUGGCGAGGAAUCCGAAUUCCAGACCAACCAGGACAGCUGGACUGGGGACUGGUGAGUCCCCGAAACAACAAGGUGCUUACAGGCAGAAUCCGGGGCUGCUGGGGGACAGCGCUUCAUUCAGGGACGCAGAGGGAAGCUCUUCGGGCCAGCCAACGAAGCUUCCAGAAGACCCCGGCUGCCCUCCAUUCCCCACUCAGGGCCGUCUCAGGACAGCUGAAUCCAGGGGGAGCGUUGGUUCUUGAAGCCGGGACAGUCCAUGUCGCGCUGCUCUCAGGACUCGGGGGCCCCCAGAUGCUCGGGCGGGAGGCUCAUCUUCACACGCCCACGUGGCUGCCCUUCCUGCCUGCCCCUCUCUUGUGUAAUCGGGGGCCUGCCCGCACCCACCUGUGCCUUCACACACACCGUUCCCUCCACCUGCCCGAGUCUGACUCCAAGGCCAGCCUGGGAGCUGCCUUUUCCACGAGGCCCUCUCCGACCCUCAGCCUCUCUGGCAUUUGCCCUGUCCUGAGGGCGCUCUUGUCGCUGCACAGCAUCCAUUUCUCCCUGCCCGCUCUGUGCACGGCCCACCAGUCGUCAGCCUGUUGGUUUUAGUUACAACCUCCUCUACUCCAUCUUCACCAUCAUUACCUUCUGCGGGCCCACAUCCCCUGUCCCUGGGAUUCCAGCAGGGGGUCUCCUUCCUGACGCCUUUCUGCCUUCAUUACACACACCACAUACAUUUACCACACAAACCACACACGCACACCACAUACAUACACAGUCCCCCUACACACACCAC
Molecule: messenger RNA, 2421 nt
Organism: Odocoileus virginianus texanus
Lineage: Eukaryota; Metazoa; Chordata; Mammalia; Artiodactyla; Cervidae
Source: RefSeq, a predicted model, not a curated record